AUGAAGGCUUUUGUAGCAAUCUCGAGCAUUUUGGUCUUCGUCGGCCUUGCAAUUUGCCAGACCCAGACCACAUGCACUGCAGAUGAUGUUCUCAACUCGAUCACUGCAGUUCAGCAUUACGCGGAGAAGAUGCAGUCUGUAACCGAUUCUUCAAAUGAGAACAUCGAUACUACCGGGGCCAUCUACAAAAACUUCGAAGGUCAAACCAGACAUUUCAAUGAAGAUCUGCAGUGUACUUUCAAUACGACGGCGGAGGAACAGACGGCUAUUUGCAGUGCUUAUGAAAAAGUCAGUUCAACCCCGACCUUCUGUGGGGACCAAAUGCCUAACAUGGGUUCUCUUCUACCCAAACAGUUUGCAACGGCACAGCUAGGCUACCUCCAUGUGGCCGAUGGACGCGAGUUCUACGAGAAAAAUGGACACGGAGAGAACGCUGUGAAAAUGCAUGGAUAUAUCCUGCAAGCGCAAUAUGGCUUAGAGAACUAUACAGCCGAAGUCAAAGAAGCGGCUUCAUCGUGUGCGAACCGCAUUGAUACAGCUUACACACCGCUAGGUACACAGCUUCAGGCUCUGCUCGAGGCUUACCCUGGCACGGCUUAG
This is a messenger RNA of Penicillium coprophilum, 600 nucleotides long. RefSeq lists its product as uncharacterized. Bases 1 to 600 code for a protein of 199 amino acids. The transcript is spliced from 3 exons. The record is from RefSeq and is a predicted model, not a curated record. Lineage: Eukaryota; Fungi; Ascomycota; Eurotiomycetes; Eurotiales; Aspergillaceae.